Messenger RNA from Drosophila erecta, 1949 nucleotides. RefSeq lists its product as uncharacterized. The record is from RefSeq and is a predicted model, not a curated record. The transcript is spliced from 7 exons. Bases 531 to 1337 code for a protein of 268 amino acids. Lineage: Eukaryota; Metazoa; Arthropoda; Insecta; Diptera; Drosophilidae.
AAUCAAAAAUCAAAAGUUUUGUAGUAUUUUUGUGUAGCGAAUAUUAUUUUUAGAUCUUGUAAAAAACCUGUACUUUUUGGAGCGUCCCCAUUUUGUUCUAAAGAAAAUAUAAUAAAACAUUUUAUCGGAGUUAAAGAAAUAUGUUUACUAAAAUAUAAUGAAAUUAUACAUAAAGAUUAAAUCCUCCUUAUAUUCAAGAGCUUUACGAAUUGCCAAAUGUUAGAAAUCAUGCGCAUACAGUAAACUUUUACAAUGCAAUCGAUAAAUAAUAAAAAUAUGCACAAUGUAUUUUCGUGUUAAAUAUUGAGAGGAAAGAACUUCAAGCACAGUCCUAAAAUGCGUUUUCAUAAAAGAUCCAAGUUUACCAGAUCAUAAUAGUAAUAUAUUUGAAAAAUUUACUGAAUUCGACGAAUAAAGGUCGUCGAUGUACGGGCUGCCGGUUAUGAACUUCGAAACCUAUACCUAACCAAUUUAGGGAUCUACUCUUUGUGACCUGGGGAAUGUUGUUGAUGUUUGGAAAGUGAAUUAAAAUGCAUUCAGUGGGCAUUCAUUCCGCAAUGGCGAUCAAAAGGCAACGGAAACGUCGUGAUGAACAAAAAAGGGCUCGGGAAAGACGCUAUAGCACGCAAAGUUCUGAGAGCGGCGAAACAUUUCAUUCUCCAACAGGAUCUGUGAGACGAAAAUAUCACCACCCUCGGCAUGCAGUUAGUCCCGGCACCGGAAUGCUUGACAGCCAGGUAGUUACUAGUAUUGGCAUGUUGCAUAUAGGUAUUGUAUUCGUUGUGUUUGGAGUUUUUCUUUGCGGCGCUGGUAUUAUUCCAGACGAAACUAUGUCAUGGAACGUAUUUAGCUCAAGCUCAGCAUGGUGGAAUGAAGUUACUUGCACAGGAUUAUUUUCCCUUGGACUGGGACUGUUUUUACUAAUUUUAAACUGUCUUAUAAGUCGAAAGGAGGAGGAGGAUCUUGAAGACUAUGUACAACGUCAACUAACUCGAUCUCGAUCUGGACACCGACUUGAAAGAGAUGUUGAAACUGGUGUUUUGACAACGCGCCAUGCUCGAAAAGCGGUUGCUUUACAAAAGGGUGGACGUAAUAACUCUCCUACAGAUGUUUCCGUCGUAAAUUGCAGUUCUGCUGAAAAUAUGUGCAAUGGACCGAUAGUUGGCCAUAAUGUCUUAAACAGCUCUGAUGCUUUCCUCGAAAAAAUUGUGGAGGAAGAUACUACUUAUUUAAACGACCGUAGCUCUGGAAUAUCUCCGAUUGAUUUAGAAAAUGAUAAGAAGCUGUUAUUAAGAAGAGAAUCUAUAAAUGACGCAAUCAAUAUAACACGUAUUUAAGAAGCUUCUUUUUUUACGCCUUACAAAAAGUAUUUGAACUGAUGGAAAUCACUUUUUAAAAUCCAAAUGUUUUACAAUACAAUAAUCAUAUAUCUUCUUUGUCACUUUCGAUUGAAAUACAUUUAUAAACACUGCAUAAUCAAUGUAACAAAAUCCUUAAGGGAAAGUUUUAGUUAAAAAAAAAAUGAAUUUUUUAAUAGCCUUAUAAUCAUGCGUGACAGUAUUGUAUACCCAAUAACGAAAAUGGCGUUAAAUUUCAUUGCUUGUUACUCGUAGAGUAAAGGGGUUACUCGUAGAGUAUACAUUCAUUGAAAAGUAAUAGAUAAGAUAUUAGGAUAAAUAUCCAAAACCAUCUAGCCACGUCUGUCUGUCCUAAUAAACCCAAAAAACCAGCGCGCCCACAUUAUAAAAAAUGUUUAAUUUUUAAUUAAGUUUUUAACAUUACCUAGCGAACAAUGUGUCAAAUACGUUGGAAAUCGGAUUUUUAUUUUAAAAUCUAUGGCUUGAGGUCUCUGUGUUACUUCUUGAUUAAUUUUCUUAUUAUUUCGAUUUCAUGAUUUCCUGGGUGAUAGCCAACCCAGGUAAGAAUUGAGAAUAAAAUUAAAAAAUGAA